AUUGGCAUAUAAUAUUUAAAUUUAAAAAUUUAAUGGGAAUAUUUUUAGAUAUAUAGAAAAAAAUCAUAAAUUAUAGUUAUACAAAAAAUGUGACGAGAUGAAUUAUUACAGUAAUUGGAAAUACUGGGGAUUGUUCUGCGAACGAGGAGGUGGUCAUAGCCUAGAAGCGCAAUUCUUGAAACGCGUACAAACGACGGGUUUCCUUCUUCGAGGAAGAAAGUACUCGCUGGGCUUCGAGCAGGAACCAUCGAAGAACAGACCGAUUUUCAAGGAAAACCGAAGAGAAUUAUCGCAAAACAUGUGUAGCAGCAACAACAAGGCGGGAACAAACACGUAUAUGGGACUGGAUUUGAGUACGCAACAACUCAAAGCAGCAAUAAUAAACGACAAACUAGAGAUUCUCUACGAGGAAGCUGUUAGUUUUGACAGCGAUUUACCUGAAUUUCGUACUCAAAAUGGCGCUGUCAUUGACAAGGCAGAUCCGCAGUAUAUUACAGCCCCUGUGAUGAUGUGGGUGAAGGCUUUUGAUAUUCUAUUGGAUAAAUUAACAGUGGCAGGAGCGGAUUUUACCAAGCUGACAGCACUCAGUGGUACAGCGCAGCAACAUGGUUCUGUUUACUGGCAAAAGGGGGCGGAAGACACCUUGAAAAAACUGAAUCCUAGUCAAUUUUUACACGAACAAUUGUCACACAGCUUUUCGGUGACCAAUAGUCCUAUCUGGAUGGACGCAAGCAGUACAAAACAGUGUAAACAGUUAGAAGAUGCAGUCGGUGGACCAAAGGAACUGGCACAAAUCACCGGAUCCAGGGCUUAUGAAAGGUUUACCGGGUCUCAGAUAGCCAAAAUAUACCAAACAAGACCAGAUGCGUACAAAAAUACCGAAAGAAUAUCUUUAGUUAGCAGUUUCGUGAUCAGCCUGUUCCUGGGCAAGGUGGCGCCCAUAGACCUAUCAGACGGUUCUGGCAUGAACCUGCUGGAUAUCAGGACGAAAAAGUGGCAUCAACCCUUACUGGACGCGUGCGCACCCGAUUUAAAGUCCAAGUUAGGUGAACCAGUUCCAAGUGACACGGAUGUGGGCAAUGUGUGUUCCUAUUUCGUGGACAGGUAUAAUUUUAACCCCAACUGUCGGAUCAUUGCGGCGACGGGAGAUAACCCAGCAUCCCUAAUAGGUUUAAAACUGCAAGCGGGAUGGUUAGCUGUGAGUUUGGGUACCAGCGAUACGGCUUUCCUAUGGUUAAAAGAACCCAGAUUAGUACUCGAUGGCCACGUUCUGUGCAAUCCCAUCGAUCCGCAGGAAUAUUUUGCGUUGCUGUGCUUCAAGAACGGGUCUUUGACAAGAGAAAGGAUACGAAACACUUGCGCUGAGGGAUCGUGGGACAUAUUCAACCAACUGUUGGAAAGCACGCCCAGAGGAAACUUUGGAAACCUAGGUUUAUAUUACGACGUGGAAGAAAUUUUACCAUUCCUCAAAGGAGACUAUAGGUACAAUAAGACGCAAAGCGUCAGUAAAUUCUCCAGUCUCGAAGUCGAAGUUCGCGCGUGCGUAGAGGGUCAAUUUCUUGCAAAGAGGGCCUACGCAGAAGACUACGGACUCGCCAUAGGUAGCGACAUUAAAAUUCUAGCCACAGGGGGUGCAUCUGCGAACAAAGCCCUACUACAAGUACUGUCCGAUGUUUUUAAUUCCCCAGUAUAUGUACAGGACGCAGCUAACUCGGCCAUGUUGGGCGCAGCUUACCAGGCGAAACAAAGUUAUGGAGGAAAGAAAUACAACGAGAUCAUAGCAGCAUUACAUAAUCCAACAAAAGUGUGUGAUCCGUAUCCAGAUGCUCCGGAAAUCUACGACCCCAUGGUCGUAAGGUUUCGACAAAUAAUUAAAGAAUUAGUGGCACAAAAGAAAUAAAAAUUUUCAAACAAAACUCUCUAAUUGAUUUUCUGUAAAUAAGUAUACGUAGAACUCGUCAUUACUAUCACAUACAGAGUGAUUGAUAAACAAAAAUAUAUAAAUAAAAUGCUGUGAAACA
This is a messenger RNA of Sitophilus oryzae (rice weevil), 2021 nucleotides long. Its product is annotated as xylulose kinase. Gene Ontology annotation, biological process: xylulose metabolic process; D-xylose metabolic process. The record is from RefSeq and is a predicted model, not a curated record. Gene Ontology annotation, molecular function: D-xylulokinase activity. The transcript has 11 exons. The coding region runs from base 98 to 1900 and encodes 600 amino acids. Gene Ontology annotation, cellular component: cytosol. NCBI's taxonomy places the organism in Eukaryota, Metazoa, Arthropoda, Insecta, Coleoptera, Curculionidae.